Messenger RNA from Meloidogyne enterolobii, 231 nucleotides. Lineage: Eukaryota; Metazoa; Nematoda; Chromadorea; Rhabditida; Meloidogynidae. The record is from the annotation of a GenBank genome assembly.
AUGUGCUUUUUUGGUAAAAGUAAAUUAAUUGCUGCACUUUCUUGUUUACACCGCGCUAAUUAUUUGUGUCCGUUGGAUUGGAAAGUUUUAAUAAAUAUGGCUCUUGUUUAUUGCGCGUUAAGGCAAUUUGCGUCAGCUUAUCAUUUUGCAGCUGCUGCCUAUGCGGUUAAUUCAAAUAAUGCAAGUAUUCUAUGCGUUAUGUCUCGUAUGUUUUUGAAUAAAAAUAAGUGA